UACCCGGAAGUGAGAACCAUUCCAAAGAUGGCGGAGCAGGGUCCGAUGGCCAUAGCGAUGCGGCUCCGAAACCAGCUCCAGUCCGUCUACAAACUGGACCCGCUGAGGAACGAGGAGGAGGUGAAGCUGAAGAUCAAGGACCUGAACGAACACAUCGUCUGCUACCUUUGUGCGGGAUACUUCAUCGACGCCACGACCAUUACCGAGUGUUUACACACCUUCUGUAAAAGCUGUAUUGUCAAAUACCUGCAAACGAGCAAGUACUGUCCCAUGUGCAACAUCAAAAUCCACGAAACGCAGCCGCUACUCAACCUGAAGCUGGACCGGGUGAUGCAGGACAUCGUCUACAAGCUGGUUCCGGGCCUGCAGGAGAGCGAAGACAAGAGAAUAAAGGAGUUCUACCAGUCGCGCGGUCUAGAGAGGGUCAUCCAGCCAGCGGGAGACGACGGAGUCCCCGACGCCACCGGCUUGCCGUACACCAGCUUCGACCACUCGAAGGCUCACUUCUACCGAUACGACGAGCAGGUGUCUCUGUGUCUGGAGCGUCUCAGCUCGUCGCUCGCCGGGAAAGAUAAGACCAAGCUCACUCUUCAGCAGAAGUUCGUCCGCUGCUCGGUGAGAGCCGAGGUGAGACACCUGAGGAAGGUUCUGUGUCACCGGCUCAACGUGGAGAAACACCAGGUCCAGAUGCUGUUCAACAACGAGUCUCUGCCCGAUCACAUGACCAUGAAGCGGCUAUGGCUGUCACACUGGUUUGGGAAGGCUCAGCCGUUAGUUCUUCACUACACCGUCAAGGACAAGCGCAGCAGAUAGGACCUGCUGCCUCCGCCUGUACAUAUUUUGUACCAUACAUAUUCUAUUUUAAUAGUGUUUGUGUACAUAUACUUAUUUUCCUUGUUUUGUAUUUUUGAAAUAAAUUUGAAAUCUGA
Messenger RNA from Salarias fasciatus (jewelled blenny), 929 nucleotides. RefSeq names its product polycomb group RING finger protein 1. Gene Ontology annotation, molecular function: promoter-specific chromatin binding. Gene Ontology annotation, cellular component: PRC1 complex. NCBI's taxonomy places the organism in Eukaryota, Metazoa, Chordata, Actinopteri, Blenniiformes, Blenniidae. Gene Ontology annotation, biological process: negative regulation of transcription by RNA polymerase II. Bases 28 to 813 code for a protein of 261 amino acids. The record is from RefSeq and is a predicted model, not a curated record. The transcript is spliced from 9 exons.